AUGAAAAUCUAUAAAGAUAUUAUCACUGGCGAUGAGAUGUUCUCAGAUACCUACAGAAUCAAACUGGUAGAUGAAGUAAUUUACGAAGUGACUGGCAGGUUGAUAACAAGAGGACAAGGGGACCUCAAAAUCGAGGGUUUCAACCCCUCAGCUGAAGAGGCAGAUGAGGGCACUGAUGAAGCCGUCGAGAGCGGUGUUGACGUAGUCCUUAACCACAGGCUUGUCGAAACAUACGCUUUCGGUGACAAGAAAUCCUACACAUUAUACCUGAAAGACUACAUGAAAAAAUUAGUAGCAAAAUUGGAAGAGAAGGCACCCGACCAGGUUGACGUGUUCAAAACGAAUAUGAACAAGGUUAUGAAAGACAUCCUAGGUAGGUUUAAGGAACUCCAGUUCUUUACUGGAGAGUCCAUGGAUUGCGAUGGCAUGGUCGCCAUGUGUGAAUAUAGGGACAUCGACGGUGUCUCAACACCUAUCCUCAUGUUCUUUAAGCAUGGUCUUGAAGAAGAGAAGUUUUAA
Molecule: messenger RNA, 519 nt
Organism: Arctia plantaginis
Lineage: Eukaryota; Metazoa; Arthropoda; Insecta; Lepidoptera; Erebidae
Source: the annotation of a GenBank genome assembly